AGUCAAAUGAAUCAAGUUGUUGGGAUUAGGAUUUAACAAAUACGUCGUUCUAAAUUUCUAAAACUGCAUACAAAAAUUCCUUAAAAAAGCUAGUGAAGUUUACUAAAGUGCAAUAGAUACAAAAACAAUAUUUUUACGUAUUCACCAUAAUAAUAUAAACGUAGAAAAUGAAUCCUGAGUAUGACUAUUUAUUCAAACUUCUGCUGAUUGGAGAUUCAGGAGUAGGAAAAUCUUGCCUUCUACUGAGAUUUGCAGAUGACACCUAUACAGAAAGCUAUAUUAGUACCAUUGGAGUAGACUUUAAAAUCAGGACAAUCGAUUUAGAUGGAAAGACAAUUAAAUUGCAAAUUUGGGAUACAGCAGGUCAGGAGAGAUUUAGAACGAUCACUUCAAGUUAUUACAGGGGGGCACAUGGUAUUAUUGUAGUGUACGAUUGCACAGACCAAGAUUCAUUCAAUAACGUUAAACAAUGGCUUGAAGAAAUCGACCGUUACGCAUGUGACAAUGUAAACAAAUUACUGGUAGGAAAUAAAAGCGAUUUGACAACUAAAAAAGUUGUCGACUUCACUACAGCCAAGGAAUAUGCCGACCAAUUGGGAAUUCCAUUUUUGGAAACCUCAGCUAAGAAUGCAACCAAUGUAGAACAGGCCUUUAUGACUAUGGCUGCUGAAAUUAAAAAUAGAGUAGGACCACCAUCUUCGGCAGUAGACCAAGGAAAUAAGGUUAGGUUCGAUCAAAGUCGCCCAGUCGAAACAACCAAAUCUGGUUGCUGCUGAAAACAUUUCGUUCUCUUUGGUUGAAGGUGGUCACUCACGUCAUCUCUUUUGUACAGUAGCAGAGCUACCGUUACUCUUAUUAUAGUAAUAUCCGUCUGUAUGUAUAGUUAUUUUAAAGUUUUUGAAUUGAGUUUCACCUUAGAUUUUUUUUUUUCAAAAAUAUAGAAAACACCAAUAUCUCUUAGCCUAAUCUUAACUUCUCUAGAUAAAUAUGUAAUUAACAAAACUAUUUAUAAAACCAUUUUUACUAAACUAUCGGAUAAUUAAGAACGAGAAAGGUAUACUUUAUCGACUGUUAAUUUUGUAUUGUUUUUAGUGUACCUUUCUCGGUUUUAAAAAUCUCGAUCAUGAUAGAUUGACGUUAAAAAUUAUUGUUUACUUUUAAUACGUGUAAUAUACAAAUUUUAGC
Diabrotica balteata is the source of this 1185-nucleotide messenger RNA. NCBI's taxonomy places the organism in Eukaryota, Metazoa, Arthropoda, Insecta, Coleoptera, Chrysomelidae. The record is from the annotation of a GenBank genome assembly.